UCCCACCCCCCAGCCUUCCAACGUCAACCGUCCAUCCGGACAACGCGGACGUUGACCUUCAGACAGGUUUGGAGCUGGCCAACCCACCUCCACCUGUUGCCCUUCCCCUCCCUCAUUCCCCCAUAGGAAAAAUUCUCUUUUCUUUUCAGAACCCAGUUUUUGGCCCCUCUCCACACACACGGACACCCCCCACGCCCAGACAGGGUUAAGCGGAAGCCCAUCCUUAUGCUUGCCAACGGCACGCCCCUUGCCAUGGCCACCCCUCCAGGGGCACAGACGCCCUCCCCAUCGUCUUCCGCCGGCGCAUCCUCGCGAUCUCCGUCCUCUCGGGUCGACAAUCGUAUCGUCUCGCCGCGGUCCAUCAAUCAGCUCGGCCUCUUCUUCGCAGGUGCCGGCUUCACGCUGGUCUCGGCCCUGAUCACCCGCCGCGCCGUCGUCCGCAAGAAAAUCUCCGCCCUGCCCAAGUUCUACCACACGAGUCAUGCCCCCGCCGGCCUCCAGGGCAACGCAGAGGGUUCCCUGAUCGCAAUCGAAGCCCUCGGCCUAGCCACCCUCAACGUCGUCAGCGUCGGCAUCAUGGCCACGGGCGGGCUCGCCUGGGCUUUCGACUUAUCCUCCCUCGAGGACCUUCGGGAGCGGUCGCGGCAGUCACUCUAUGGCCAUGCGCGCCAAACGGACGAGGCCGGAGAGCGCGAGAUGGAAGAGUUCGCGACCAUGUUGCUCACUAAGCUGGGGAAAGCCCCGCCACUAGAAGAUAAACAGGACAAGGACAAGAACGGCCAGGCCCAGAAAGAUCAGGGAAACGAGAAUGAGAAGGGGAGUGGGAAGCGAGAUUAGAUUUUCCCUUAGCCUUGAGGGCGAAAGAAGGGCGCGCCGAAGACGAGACUUUUGCAUCACUACAAAGCGGUAGGGCGCGGAAAGGCUUUUUUUUUUUCCUCCUUGCGCAGUAUCUAUUCGGACUCCGUAGUUGACCUUACAGCAUUGGUCCUGCGGUCAAAAAUCCCAGCUGAGAAAUACACGCGUCUGGUGGGCUCACUACGGGCUACAUUGCCAGGCCAACUGAAGCCACUACCGGGGGGGGGGUGGGAGUGCCAGUUACGCCGCAUUUAUUCCACGAGUGGGAAGCAGAUGAGCCUGCCAAACCUUUUACACUUCUCCUCUCUGUUUACUUUUCCUGACUCGCUGAAUCGGGGACCACUAACAGGCAGAUCGAUGCUUAGAACAGGGCGGUUAGGGAUGGUUCGGCCCCUCCCCGAAUCUAGCCGAAAUAAGUGGUUCUAUAUUUCUACAAUAUUUCUACAACGUAUACAA
Molecule: messenger RNA, 1311 nt
Organism: Sodiomyces alkalinus F11
Lineage: Eukaryota; Fungi; Ascomycota; Sordariomycetes; Glomerellales; Plectosphaerellaceae
Exons: 1
Coding region: 226-837 (203 amino acids)
Cellular component (GO): mitochondrion
Source: RefSeq, a predicted model, not a curated record